Phyllopteryx taeniolatus (common seadragon) is the source of this 2250-nucleotide messenger RNA. It is a transcript of the gene nup35, whose product is annotated as nucleoporin 35. The transcript has 9 exons. The record is from RefSeq and is a predicted model, not a curated record. Lineage: Eukaryota; Metazoa; Chordata; Actinopteri; Syngnathiformes; Syngnathidae. Gene Ontology annotation, biological process: regulation of DNA-templated transcription; NLS-bearing protein import into nucleus; nuclear pore organization. Gene Ontology annotation, cellular component: nuclear pore central transport channel; nuclear membrane; nuclear pore nuclear basket. Gene Ontology annotation, molecular function: single-stranded DNA binding; phospholipid binding; structural constituent of nuclear pore. Bases 306 to 1172 code for a protein of 288 amino acids.
UCUUUUCAAACUGCAUUUACUUCCGGGUGUGUGGUAGUAUAUGUGAGAACACGGGGAACACUUUACACGGCGCGCCCCACGCACCCUCCGAACUGCAACCCAUUUGGACUCGUUACGCUGUGGAUUUGAGCCUACUUUGUACGAAACCCCUGGGUGACAUUAUUUUGUCCCCGGAAGCCUCGUCACGUCCGGCGCUUUGGCACGUUUUAGGGCGCCGCUAGCCGCGUUAGCUUGGCGUUAGCCUGGCGUCACUUCCUGCAUUGGAAAUCGGUGGCCCAAAACAAACCAAAGUUAACCUAACCGUGAUGGACCUACAAGUGGGAUCGGAACCCAUGACUCUGGGCUCCCCGACCUCCCCCAAGCUCACCCAUAGUGCUCAGUUCCUGCCGGGCUUCCUGAUGGGCGACCUGCCCGCACCCGCCAGCCCUCAGCCACGCCCCUUCAGCAUGACCGCGCCCCUUCUGGAAAGCACCGUCCUCAAAGGAGGCGCAGGAGGCUCAGCCCCGCACCCCAUGGUCCCCACCCCAAAGGACAAGAGCGGCGCUCCGCCCGUGCGCAGCAUCCACGACGGCCUGGUUACCGUGGGAACGCCCCUCAGUGCGCAAAGACAGUCUUUUCCUAGCAUGCAGUCUCCAAUGUCGGCACGCCAGGCGUCCACUUCAGGGUUGCAGCAGCUGUGCCAGUCCCCAGCUCAGAUGGACCCUUUCUACAGUCAGGGAGAGGCGCUGUCCUCCGAAGACCACCUGGACCAGACCUGGGUCACUGUCUUUGGCUUCCCUCUAGCCUCUGCCUCCUACAUCCUGCUGCAGUUUGCUCAGUACGGAAACAUCCUCAAACAUACUAUGGCGUCUCCCGGCAACUGGAUGCAUCUCCAGUAUCAGUCCAAACUUCAGGCUCGUAAAGCUUUGUCCAAAGACGGAAAAGUCUUCGGAGAUGCCAUCAUGGUGGGCGUCAAACCCUGUAUAGACAAGAGCGUGAUGGACAGCAGCGAGGUGGCCUCCUCCCCUCUGGCUAGCUCCUCCCUCCCUUGCACGCCGCGCUCGGCCAUCAGACCGCUUAGCGCCACCUACAGAAACUCUGCCAGCGAAUACCAGGUGGUGACAGACAGUCACACACCCAUGAAGGACGACAGCUUUGUCUCCAAGGCAAUGGAGUACAUGUUUGGAUGGUGAAGUCAUCACCAGACACUUGCUGCUGAUUGGAUGAGGAUAACGUGUGUGUGCGUGCUUCUUUUAUAGGGUCUAUUUUAUAAUGUUUCAAUAAAGUUUGUACAUUACUUGAUGUCGCCUGGAGUGUUUCCCUAGUGGCCACCAGAGGGUACUGUUGACCUGCCUUUGUCACACAGGCUGUCCCGCCCACAAAUAGUCACUUUACCCAAUAAGCAGGCGAGUACACAAGUGCUUAUAUGAUUGAAAUAGAUUUAGUAACAGUAGCAUAAAUGCUAGCUGCUAUUUUAGCCUCUACAUUCCCUAGCUGGCCGUUAGCCGCGUGUGGUAGCUGCUAAAUGCCACUUGUGUGUCUACAAACUGUAGCGUGUGCUUGUGUUCUUAUACUACGUUUACAUGUGUCAAUAACCCCCACUGUCGGUUGUCAUGGGAACACGGACAGGAAGUACAUGUUUAUAAGACACUACACGUUGAGUUCGCUGAACUCAGUUUAACCGCGGCAACUUUUCCAUCACUAAUGAAGACAAAAGGCAGCAAUUUCAGUGCGCAAAUGUGUUUGGAAAGUUAUUUUUGUUUGUUAUUUCACAAUUUUAUUGCGCAAAUGUAUUUGGAAAAUUAUUUUUGUUUUUGUUUCAAUAUAUUUUGUUUUUCAUAAUGUUUUACAUAUUUCACGUGUUUUCAUUCUUGACGUGGUUUGUGUUUGAAACGUUUUGUGUUCCGUAUAUUUUAUGUAUUUCAUGUUUUAUGUUUUCAUUUAGUUCAUUUAGUUUUCUGAAACGUUUACUUUUUUAUCUGUAUGUGAAAUAUGUAUGUUUUUUAGACAUUGCAGGUGUUUUAAAUAUUUUUGUGUUUGUGUGUUGUCUUGUAUUUUAUGGCUUUCAUGUUUCUUGUGUGCUUAAUACAGUGGUGCCUUGACAUAUGAGUUUAAUCUGGUAUAUGGGCAUUCCGUUUUCGUCAGAUAUUCCGUGUUCCGCGUUAGUCACGUGACGUUCCGCAUAUACCGGAUUCAUUCAGUGACUGCUUGUAUCUCAAAUCAUAUUGACCCAUUCAAAUGAAUAAAAAUGCAAUUAAUCCGUUCUAACAA